AUGCUGAAAAGUUUAUUUUACACAUAUCUGGAAAUAUUUUUACCAGGGUUUGCUAUAGCACGAUCAGCUAUUUGUUUUCUUACUCGACAAUCUUUUCCUCAAACGGUUGAAUUUGCUUUUGAGCUAGCACAAAAUAUACCAUCUGUAGACGUUUUUGUUAUUGUUGACAAUAGUACCCAUACUACACUUCCGAUAUUAUCAUCUAUGCUUCGAUUUCUUCAAUUUGAUGAUACUAUUUGUACAAAAUAUGGUUUUCAAAGAGCCAAUGUUGCUGUUUCUGUUGAAGAAGAUGUUUUUAUUUCUUCGAUUCAAGCAUUUCUUUCUUUACAUGAACUUUAUUCAUCUUACUAUGAUUUUGUUACUGCUGAGGUUGAAUAUAACAUACACGGAAAUUCAACUGAAUGGCCUCGUUGGCGUUUGGCAUCUGGAACAUUCAUUCUUCCAUGGGCUCAUGGAAUGGUAUGUGCUAUGGGUUAUAAUCAUAUGAGAAUUGUGACACCAUUAGAAUUAGAUACAAUUGUUUAUCGAGAAAACUAUACAUUUGAACAGAUACAAGCACGACCAAACAACUGGUGGUAUUCAAUCAAUAAUUUUGAUCAACAAAAAGAAUGGCGAAAGCGGUUAAUCAAUAAUUCUAUGAUAGACACAAAAGGCGUUCUCAUAACAUUAAAUUCGAUAAAGAAGCAAUUAAAUUAUAAUGAUAUUACAAAAUCUACCGAUGACAUCGAAAGUCAAAUGUUAAGUCUUCUUGCUCAAUUUGAAAUUGUAAAAGGGCAUAUAAAAUCAUCUAGUCGACAUCAACUUCGAGAAGAAUUUCUUCAGCUAAUUACGAAUCAAUCUGAUAAGUUGACAUCUAUAGCAGUACUUCUUGCUGAUCAUGCAUUUAAAUUUCCACAUUGUAUGCUCCUUUAUUUAUGA
Molecule: messenger RNA, 918 nt
Organism: Rotaria sp. Silwood1
Lineage: Eukaryota; Metazoa; Rotifera; Eurotatoria; Philodinida; Philodinidae
Source: the annotation of a GenBank genome assembly